GCGAGGCGAGGACGGGACGGGGCGGCGGGCGGAGCUGCGCGGCGCCCGGGCGGCUGGGACUGGCGCGGGAGUUUGCAGUAGACCAUCCUGCAGAAACAAGAAAAUGAUGAGCGAUGCAAGUGAGAUGCUGGCUGCAGCUUUGGAACAGAUGGACGGCAUUAUUGCAGGCUCCAAGGCUCUGGAGUAUUCCAAUGGCAUAUUUGAUUGCCAGUCUCCUACUUCUCCAUUCAUGGGGAGUUUGCGAGCUUUGCACCUGGUGGAGGAUUUGCGUGGCUUGUUGGAGAUGAUGGAGGCAGAAGAGAAAGAAGGUCUGCGGUGUCAAGUCCCUGAUACGACAGCGGAGAUGCUGAUGGAAUGGCUGCAGAGUCAAAUGACCAAUGGGCAUAUAUCUGUUAACGGAGAUGUGUAUCAGGAUCGGCUCACACGUUUGGAAAAUGAUAAGGAAUCUCUUGUUCUACAAGUGAGUGUUCUUACUGACCAGGUGGAGGCCCAAGGAGAAAAGAUCAGAGACUUAGAGCUCUGCCUAGAAGAGCACAGGGAGAAACUGAACGCAACAGAAGAGAUGCUGCAGCAGGAACUUUUAAGCAGAACGUCCCUUGAAACUCAAAAGCUAGACCUUAUGGCAGAAGUAUCUAAUUUAAAGCUCAAGCUGACCGCUGUGGAGAAGGACCAAGUAGACUAUGAAGACAGGUUCAGAGACUCAGAGGGUUUGGUGCAGGAAAUUCACGAAUUGCGCUUAAAAGUAGGAGAGAUGGAUAGUGAGAGACUUCAGUAUGAGAAAAAACUUAAAUCUACCAAAUCUUUAAUGGCCAAACUUUCUAGCAUGAAAAUCAAAGUGGGCCAGAUGCAGUAUGAAAAGCAGCGGACGGAGCAAAAAUGGCAGAUAUUGAAGGAAGAGCUAGCACCUUUGAAAGACAAACUGGAACAGAAGGAAGCAGAAAUAAAACGACUGCAGGAGAAACUGGCUCACCAGGCGAAAGGAGAAGUGGUUGACCCCAGUGACAGAGAUGAAAAUUGUAAAAAGAAGCUCAAAGACAAAAAUAUUGAGGUCCAGAAAAUGAAGAAGGCUGUGGAAUCUUUAAUGGCAGCAAAUGAAGAGAAGGAUCGGAAGAUUGAAGAGCUUCGACAGUCUCUCAACCGAUAUAAGAAAGUGCAGGAUAUGGUAAUACUGGCUCAGGGUAAAAAAGGCAAGGACGAUGAAUGUGAGGAACCUGCUUCAGCCGUUUUCUCAGAUUCACAGAAUCUAAGCAAAUCUGAGAAAAGUCUGCUUCCCACGGCAGCGUCAGACUCUCCCAACCACGAAGAAUUUAGAACGACACCUUCAGAAGAGAAUUCACUCCAGAUCCACACCAGUAUCUUGCAAGUUUCCAUCCCUUCUUUCUCACCAAUCUCCAGAUGUUCAGAAGCAUCGGCGGAAAAAGUGAAAGCCCAGCCUAAAAUGUCGGUUGCAAGCGAAAUCAGUGAAAGGAAAGCACCAUUGGCUUCCGUACAAAAUGACACAACAUUCCAGCUAAGUGACAUGAAAUUAACUUCAGUUCUGCAAAAAUCAAGCAGUUUGGGAAACUUGAAGAAGGAGCUGUGUGAAGAUAAAGACCCUGGAGAGAAGCCAGAAGAGAACGAGGUGCAAGUAGGAGGCAGCAAAUAUGGAACUCUUCCUCCAAAAUCUCCAGGGGAAGAUGAUGCCUUCGGGACCCGUAAAGCCCGGUCUUCGUUUGGGCGAGGCUUUUUCAAGAUCAAAAGUAACAAAAGAACAGCAAGCGCACCCAACUUGGACCGCAGUCGAAGUGCAAGCGCACCCACCUUAGCCGAAACAGAAAAAGGAUCCGCCGACAACCUGGAUCUGGCUAGUUUACCUCCCCGGCCAAAAGGUGGGCCUCUGACACCACCUUCUCCUCCUGACUCCAGAAAGAAAACAAGAGGAAUCAAAAAGCUGUUUGGAAGACUCAUGAGAAGCCAGUCGACUACAUUUAAUGCAGACGAUGUGUCAGAGACCGAAUUCAAAAGAGGAGGCACCAGAGCGACUGCUGGGCCCAGACUGGGCUGGUCAAGAGAUCUUGGGCAAUCCAAUACCGAUUUGGACACGCCGUUUGCUAAGUGGACCAAGGAGCAAGUCUGCAACUGGCUCCGGGACCAGGGCCUGGGCUCGUACAUCAACCACGGCAGGCACUGGAUCCUCUCUGGCCAGACUCUCUUGCAAGCCUCUCAGACGGAUUUGGAGAAGGAACUUGGUAUAAAGCAUCCACUGCACCGAAAGAAACUUCAACUUUCGCUUCAGGCAUUAGGGUCAGAAGAAGAGAACAGUCAUGGAAAGCUGGAUUACAACUGGGUUACAAGAUGGCUGGAUGACAUUGGACUCCCGCAGUACAAGACGCAGUUUGAUGAAGGAAAGGUGGAUGGCCGGAUGCUUCAUUACAUGACUAUUGAUGACUUGCUGUCCUUGAAAGUUGUGAGUGUCCUCCACCACCUCAGUAUCAAACGUGCCAUUCAAGUCCUCAGGAUGAAUAACUUCGAACCCAACUGCCUGCGCAGGAGGCCUUCGGAUGAGAAUAAUAUCACACCCUCAGAAGUUACCCAGUGGACGAAUCAUCGGGUGAUGGAGUGGCUGCGCUCUGUUGAUCUUGCGGAAUAUGCUCCCAAUUUGAGGGGAAGUGGCGUUCAUGGUGGCCUCAUGGUGCUGGAGCCUCGGUUCAAUGUGGAGACCAUGGCACAGCUGCUUAACAUCCCCCCCAACAAGACACUGCUGAGACGACACUUGGCCACCCAUUUCAACUUGCUGAUUGGGCAGGAGGCCCAGCAGCAAAAGCGCGAAGCUAUGGAGUCUCCAGAUUACAUCCUCUUAACAGCUACAGCCAAGGCGAAGCCAAAGAAACUUGCUUUUGGUAAUUUUGGAAAUUUGAGAAAGAAGAAGCAAGAUGAUGGGGAAGAGUAUGUGUGCCCAAUGGAUUUAGGACAGGCAUCAGGAAGCGGCUCAAGCAAAGGGUUUCGUCCGGGUUUAGACAUCCAGCCGUAUGAUGAUGAUGAUCUGGACAGACUAGAGCAGAUGGAAGAUUCAGAAGGAACUGUGAGACAAAUAGGAGCGUUUUCUGAAGGCAUCAACAACUUGACUCACAUGCUAAAAGAAGAUGAAAUGUUCAAAGACGUCGCUACUCGUUCUCCUAGUGCCAGUAUAACAGAUGAGGACUCUAACGUGUGACUGCAGCACCGUUGGACACAGAGAGGACCCUCAUUCUGCCAGGACUGUCACUGCCGUCUGUGCUGGGGACAGAAGAUCACGCGACUUAAACUAGCUGUUGCUUCUGUUUCUUAGCCGUGAUAUAUUUCAGGUGAAUAAUGAAGAGGUGCCUAUCUAUUCUCAAGUUGCCAUAAAUGAAAACAAAAAACCCAGACCUGUACAAAUGAGAGGGACGUACUUAAUUUUGUCUGUAGUGCCGAAACUUGUGACACGUUUCAAAGCAUUGUAUUUGAUGUAUUUAACACGGCUGCCAUAAUGUUCCUACACGUAAUUGUGCCAUAAGAUAUAUUUGGAUAUUUCUUUUUCUGCAAAAUCAUAUAGUAUGAAAAUGAUUGGCCAUAGACCUCUGGAACCACCGUCCACUGGAACUUCAUCAGCAGGAGAACAGGAAUAAAAAAACAUGCCAAGCGGCGUUCCUGGUUGUAUGAAUUGAUCAAAAGUAAAUGGCCAAUUUAUGCGUUCAGUGUCCAGUGUUGGCACCCUGCUAUACCAUCACAUACACAAUCCCUGAAAUCUAAAUUCUAUUUGUCUUAUUUUUAUACAAUUUUUAUUAAAAGUAGAAAAAUGUAUUGAGUACAUACAAACCAGAAGUUUUAUAUUGUGAUGCAAGGUGAUGAAGAUCACUUUUUUUUUUAAAGAAAGGAUUACAGUUUGCAAACCAGCUGGUUACUGGAGAAGUCAGACUGGCAUUGAGACAACUUGUACCCUCCUCACACACACACACACACACACACCCCGGUGAUGCCUGCAUUCUUACAUUAGGAAUGAAGUGAUUGGAAACUAUGGUUUCUGUGUGCAUAAUUUUUUAAAAAGGGGGUUUUUUGCAUAAAAACUAGAUUUUGAUAACCUUUUUAAAGUUUUGCCACUUAAAACAGCACAAACUGAGAAAUGCCUUGGUCUUUGUGAAGAGAGCCAAUUACCAUCCUGUGACGGAGCAGGGAGUAACCAUUAGCCACGCUGCUUUAUUUUACAGUAUUAAGUCCAGACAUGGGGUCUUCUUGCCUUCUGUGUACAACUGACCAUACUGAAACACGUUGACAGAUAUUUAUGCUUGUUUUUAAGUGAAGAACACUGUUCUGAAUUCUUAAACUGUUAACUUGUAAAAUUCAGAUUAGCUAGUAAAGCUGCUUGCCAAGCUUUCAGCCGUUAGUCUUCCUGUUUCAUCUGCCUCCCCACCUCCCCACCCUCAGCAGCUACCCAGAAAACGGAUAACCGUUUUGCUGCUUGCUUAGAACGGAAUUGCUGCAGAUGUUGGCAAGGAAUUGUUCACACUGCAAUUGCUGCUUUUGAAACAAAGUGUUGGAACAGCACUUGUGGAAAGGCCAUUGGAGGAAUGAUGAAGGUAGGCUCUUGACACAUGCCCAAGCGCUACUUGCGGUUCCUGCCCCUGUCAACCCAGAGCCUCCCUAGGUGACCCCCCUGGCACAGAGUUCCUGGCGCUAGAACAUUUCAGACUGCAGAUGAGAACCCAGUGUUGAAAUGAUGCCCCACAGAAAAAUCACCCUCUCCACAAAAGGCCGACGUACCAGGGAGAAGGUCUGAGCCCCUCCUUCUCUUGGACAUGCUAGUUUUCUGCUUGCAAGGAGUUUUACAUGAGGAAGUACGAUCUCUUUAUUCUGAAGUGGAUCUCUGUACACUUGAUUUAUUUGAAUGUCCAGACUGGCCCUCCCUCCAUCUGACAUUCUGAGCUGAAGCUGGCCCAUAAAUGUGCUGCUUCCUACAUAUUCCCAUUGUAUUAAGACUAAUCAUAUUCUCUGUUCUAUCAAAGACUGCGGUCAGCAUCUGUAUAUUUAACUUUCAUUCAGAGGAACUUGCCAAUAAAUUUAUACUCAGGGUUGUCUGUCCAAAAAGAUUCCCGUAGAACUUAGGUAAGCACCUCAUUCCUUUGACUGCCUGAGCUGCUUUGAAUGAAUGCAGGAAGUGCCCAGCGGGUUAAGGGCCAAGACCCCUGGCAUCAUUAAACGCGUGUUUAUGAGUGAAGAAAUUCACUUUCUCUGAAUACACAGUAGGAUCUACCAACAACACCAUAAGGUUGUUCAGGGUUACUUCAUAAAAAAAUACUGCAUGUAACCUGACAUGUUGUACUCCUGGAAGUCAACUUCACUGUUGUGCAAACAUUAGUUGCAUAAAAAGGGGUUAAACUAAGUAGAUAAGCAGACCAGGAUGUGGGCUAAAGUGCUUACGAAUGCAGAGACUCAAACAAGAAGAAUGAUUUUCACCUAGUUGGAAUGUCGCAUGCAUUAAGAUUUCUCAUUUUUUCUGCAUCCUGAUAUAAAUGCAAGUCAAUUCAGACAUGGUGACCAUUUUUCUGGUUACAUAAGUCCUUUGAACCAGUUGGUCUUUUACUAUUUCCGUGGGGUUGGGGAAGAGUAAUAUAAAACACUAAUAAUUAAGCCAAACAAGUUAACUUGAAUGUAUGCGCAUGAAAUAUCUUCAUGGUAUUUUAUUUGGUUCUGGUUUAUACAAAGAGGUCAGCAUAAACUUUUAUGUAUUGCCAUGUUAAGUAAAUAAAAUGCCUACUCAGAAAUAAAAA
Eublepharis macularius is the source of this 5765-nucleotide messenger RNA. RefSeq names its product PPFIA binding protein 1 (gene PPFIBP1). Gene Ontology annotation, biological process: neuromuscular junction development. The transcript is spliced from 30 exons. The record is from RefSeq and is a predicted model, not a curated record. Gene Ontology annotation, cellular component: presynaptic active zone. Gene Ontology annotation, molecular function: protein binding. The coding region runs from base 104 to 3193 and encodes 1029 amino acids. Lineage: Eukaryota; Metazoa; Chordata; Lepidosauria; Squamata; Eublepharidae.